Ceratina calcarata is the source of this 2017-nucleotide messenger RNA. RefSeq names its product Polyubiquitin-63E (gene Ubi-p63E). The transcript has 2 exons. Gene Ontology annotation, molecular function: protein binding. Bases 121 to 1734 code for a protein of 537 amino acids. The record is from RefSeq and is a predicted model, not a curated record. Lineage: Eukaryota; Metazoa; Arthropoda; Insecta; Hymenoptera; Apidae.
CCGUGUAGUUUUACGCCAGAUUGCAGUCAAGUGAGUGUCUUCAAAGUAAGAAGACAAGAUCCUCGUACGUUCUACUGAAAAUUUUUGCUGCGUCAUUAACUACUUCCGAAGAAGAGAAUCAUGCAGAUCUUCGUCAAGACGUUAACAGGCAAGACGAUAACCCUCGAGGUUGAGGCUUCCGAUACGAUUGAGAACGUCAAGGCCAAAAUUCAGGACAAAGAAGGAAUUCCUCCGGACCAACAACGAUUGAUCUUCGCUGGAAAACAACUCGAAGAUGGACGCACACUCUCUGAUUACAAUAUACAGAAGGAAUCCACUCUUCAUCUGGUUCUACGACUGAGAGGCGGAAUGCAGAUUUUUGUCAAGACUUUGACUGGAAAGACGAUAACCCUCGAGGUUGAGGCUUCCGAUACGAUUGAGAACGUCAAGGCCAAAAUUCAGGACAAAGAAGGAAUUCCUCCGGACCAACAACGAUUGAUCUUCGCUGGAAAACAACUCGAAGAUGGACGCACACUCUCUGAUUACAAUAUACAGAAGGAAUCCACUCUUCAUCUGGUUCUACGAUUGAGAGGCGGAAUGCAGAUUUUUGUCAAGACGUUGACAGGCAAGACGAUAACCCUCGAGGUUGAGGCUUCCGAUACGAUUGAAAACGUCAAGGCCAAGAUUCAAGACAAAGAAGGAAUUCCUCCGGACCAACAACGACUGAUCUUCGCUGGAAAACAACUCGAAGAUGGACGCACACUCUCUGAUUACAAUAUACAAAAAGAAUCCACUCUGCAUCUUGUACUCCGCCUUCGAGGUGGAAUGCAGAUUUUUGUGAAAACGUUGACUGGGAAGACUAUCACAUUGGAAGUCGAGGCUUCUGAUACGAUUGAGAAUGUCAAGGCCAAAAUUCAGGACAAAGAGGGAAUACCUCCGGAUCAACAACGAUUAAUCUUUGCCGGAAAGCAGCUGGAGGAUGGACGCACACUCUCUGAUUACAAUAUACAGAAGGAAUCCACUCUUCAUCUGGUUCUACGAUUGAGAGGUGGAAUGCAGAUUUUUGUCAAGACAUUGACAGGCAAGACGAUAACCCUCGAGGUUGAGGCUUCCGAUACGAUCGAGAAUGUCAAGGCCAAGAUUCAGGACAAAGAGGGAAUACCUCCGGACCAACAACGACUGAUCUUCGCUGGAAAACAACUCGAAGAUGGGCGCACACUCUCUGAUUACAAUAUACAGAAGGAAUCCACUCUUCAUCUGGUUCUACGACUGAGAGGCGGAAUGCAGAUUUUUGUAAAGACGUUGACAGGCAAAACGAUAACCCUCGAGGUUGAGGCUUCCGACACGAUCGAGAAUGUCAAGGCCAAAAUUCAGGACAAAGAAGGAAUUCCUCCGGACCAACAACGAUUGAUCUUCGCUGGAAAACAACUCGAAGAUGGAAGAACGCUUUCCGAUUAUAACAUCCAGAAAGAGUCGACCCUUCAUCUGGUUCUACGACUGAGAGGCGGAAUGCAGAUUUUUGUUAAGACUCUGACUGGGAAGACUAUCACAUUGGAAGUCGAGGCGUCCGAUACCAUCGAAAAUGUGAAAGCUAAAAUUCAAGACAAAGAAGGAAUUCCACCGGACCAGCAAAGAUUGAUCUUCGCUGGAAAGCAGUUAGAAGAUGGACGCACACUUUCUGAUUAUAACAUCCAGAAGGAGUCGACCCUUCAUCUCGUUCUCCGUCUCCGAGGAGGUACUUCGUGCAUAAAUUGAGAUACAGUGGAAUGAAGAAUUUCGGUUUCACUGUCAGACAGGAAACCAUCACUCUCGAGGUUGACGAUUGAAAACAUGAAAGCAUAAAUCUAAGAUAAGGAAGGCAUUCCCAGGUCAGCAGCGACUAAUCUUUGCCGGAUAACUAUUAGAAAACGGCCCGUACUCUUUCCGAUUACAAAUUUAAAAAAAAGAAUCUAUUCUUGUUGUUCUUCGAUUUCGAGACGGCUAAUGAUUCCAUUCAAUGGUCAUUACUUAAAUAAAACAAAAAUUGUACGAAAUCGAG